Austrofundulus limnaeus is the source of this 7304-nucleotide messenger RNA. RefSeq names its product ubiquitin protein ligase E3 component n-recognin 3 (gene ubr3). Gene Ontology annotation, biological process: ubiquitin-dependent protein catabolic process via the N-end rule pathway; protein ubiquitination. Gene Ontology annotation, cellular component: ubiquitin ligase complex; cytoplasm. Gene Ontology annotation, molecular function: zinc ion binding; ubiquitin protein ligase activity. Lineage: Eukaryota; Metazoa; Chordata; Actinopteri; Cyprinodontiformes; Rivulidae. The record is from RefSeq and is a predicted model, not a curated record.
ACAAGCUAGAGUGCAUGAUGGCGGCGUCGCUGCUGCGUCGGGACAAGAGAGCUACUGCCGCUUACUUGAAGGCAGACCUAACCCGGACUGACAACAGCUCCGGGCUCCAACAGCUCCAGGAGCUGCUCGACGCCGUGCUAAAUCCCGAAAAGACAGCAGCGGACACCGAAGCUCUUGACUGGUGUAAAUGUCUGAUUGCAGGGGGCGAGGGUUUCGAGGAGUUCUGUAAGACGGUCCGCUCCUUUGACAACGCGACGCUGUGCGGCUUGGUCUGGACGGCGAAUUUCGUAGCAUAUCGAUGCCGGACCUGUGGCAUCUCUCCGUGCAUGUCACUGUGUGCGGAGUGUUUUAAUAAUGGCGAACACACGGGCCAUGAUUUCAACAUGUUCAGGAGCCAGGCUGGCGGGGCCUGUGACUGUGGAGACAGUAAUGUCAUGAGAGACAGCGGGUUUUGUCUGAGGCAUAGGUUAAGAACUGGGGAAAAUGUUCCCUCAAUACCUCGAGAUCUUCUCCUGAUGUCUGAGGUGGUUCUCCCUCGUUUUAUCCUGUGCAUCAUACAGUAUCUAAGAGAUGGAUACACUGAAGCAGACACAUCAGCUGAGAGAGAUCUACAGAAAGUUCUACAACAACUCGAGCCUCAGAUCUCCUUCUUGGAGGAUCUCACAAAGAUGGGAGGAGCAAUGAGGACCGUACUGACAAAGAUCUUGACCAAUCAGCAAUUGUACAAGGAGUUGAGCAUGGGCCAAGAAGAUAAUGUUUAUGCUAAAAAGAACUACGACAAGUAUUUGUCAGCCUUGAAGAAUUCAGGUCUGGUUUCUGUGGAGGAGAAAACCCAAACUGUUGCUGCUGACGUUGCUGUUGGAGCUGAAGGAGGUGCAGGAGCAGUGGUCCUGCUGGGAACAACUGGACCAGGAAGCCCAGAUGAAUCUACUAAAGAGGAGGAUCAAGAUGGAGGGCAGUCUGUUGGUCAGAGGAAAAGGGUAAAGCUGAGCAGCAGUACCAAAGACCCAUUAAUUAUUGAAUCACUAAAGCAUAAAUGCUUUCUGGAAGAGUUGUUGUUUUGGACAAUAAAGUUUGAGUUCCCYCAGAAAAUGGUCACAUUCUUAUUAAACAUGUUGCCUGAUCAAGAUUACAAGAUUACAUUCACAAAAACAUUUGUUCAGCAUUACGCCUUCAUUAUGAAAACGCUGAUGAAAAGCCACGAGUCGGACACCAUGUCCAACCGCAUCGUGCACAUCAGCGUGCAGCUGUUCAGCAACGAGGAGCUGGCUCGACACAUGACGGAGGAGUGUCAUCUCCUGGACAUCAUGGUCAUGGUCCUCCACUACAUGAUGGAAAGUUGCCUUGUUAAAAGUGAACUUCAGGAUGAAGAGAACAAUCGACAUGUUGUGGUAAACUGCAGUGAAGCGCUUUUGAAGAACAAUACUUAUUGGCCACUCGUUAGUGAUUUUAUCAAUAUCCUGUCACACCAAAGUGUAGCUAAAAAGUUCCUGGAGGACCACUCGUUACUGAUGCUUUGGAUGACCUUUGUUUCAUUUUUUCAAGGUAUGAACCUGAAUAAGCGGGAGUUGAUUGAACACGUGGAGUUUGAAUCUCAGACAUACUAUGCAGCAUUUGCAGCAGAGCUUGAAGCCUGUGCACAACCCAUGUGGGGUCUCUUAACACACUGCAAAGUCAAAGAAACACAGGAAUAUACAAAAACAGUAGUUCGCUACUGUUUGGAGGCCCUGCAGAUUUGGUUUGAUGCCAUUGGCUUCAUUGAUGAGCCUGCUCAAAAUCAAGUGACGUUUCACCUGCCACUCCAUCGCUAUUAUGCCAUGUUCCUCAGCAGGGCUGUAAAAUGCCAAGGCUUGGAUUUGGAUAGCCUCCUACCUGACCAAGAGAUGCUGAUGAAGAUCAUGGUCCAUCCUCUCCAAAUCCAGGCAUAUCUGUCAGAGAUCCACAGCAAUAUGUGGGUCAGGAACGGKCUCCAGAUAAAAGGACAAGCCAUGACUUACGUGCAAUCACACUUCUGCAACUCCAUGAUUGAUCCAGACAUCUAUCUGCUCCAGGUUUGCGCAUCAAGACUAGAUCCUGACUACUUUAUUUCAAGUGUAUUUGAGAGAUUUAAAGUAGUUGACCUCUUGACGAUGGCUUCUCAGCACCAGAAUGCUGUGUUAGAAUCUGAGCAAGAAAGGCCAAUGCUGGAAGGAGCGCUGACCUUUUUGGUCAUUCUGACGAGCCUCCGCAUUCAUCUAGGAAUGACAGAUGAUGAAAUCCUUCGAUCUGAGAUGGUCUCGCAGUUGUGCAUGAAUGACCGCACACACAGUGCCCUGCUAGACCUUAUUCCUGAAAAUCCCAACCCAAAAAGUGGCAUUGUACCGGGAAGUUGUAGUUUUGAAGAUGUGCUAUCUGCUGUGGCAGAUUUUAAAGCUCCUGUGUUUGAGCCGGGAGGCUCCAUGCAGCAGGGAAUGUACACACCCAAAGCCGAGGUGUGGGAGAAGGAGUUCGACCCCAUCAUGGUCGUUCUCAGAACGGUCUAUCGCCGUGAUGUUCAGUCAGCAAUGGACAGAUACUCAGCCUUUUUGAAGCAGUAUGGAAUUCAUACUGGCAACCCAUGGCCACCUUACAAGGAGAGGACUCCUCUACAUCCCUGUUAUAAAGGUUUAAUCCGGCUGUUGCACUGCAAGACUCUGCACAUCGUGAUAUUUACUCUCCUUUACAAGAUCUGGAUGGAUCACCAGAACAUGUCUGAACAYGUGCUGUGCAUGGUGCUGUACCUGAUUGAGUUGGGCUUGGACAACCAGGUUCAGGACAGCAAGGAGGAUGAGGAGCCCUGCAUUGAGGAGCACUGUCAUGACAGCUGGUUCCCAGGAACCAACCUUCUCUCCAACCUGCACCACGUCAUAAACUUUGUGAGAGUCCGGGUUCCAGAGACAGCUCCUGAAGUGAAGAGGGAGCCUCCUCCCAGCACAAGCACUGAAGCUUCUUCUUAUGGCCAGAACCUACGAGAAGCUCAGGUGUUCAGCCUCGUGGCAGAACGAAGGAGAAAGUUCCAGGAGAUAAUCAACCGAAACAACACCGAGGCCACUCAGGCUGUGAGGCCCAAGAGCUCCUCAACAGGCUGGGGUUCACCGGCCGCAGCGCCCCAGCUGGUCACCGAGAUCCUGGAGAUCCGAGAAAGCAUGCUGUCCCUCCUCAUCAAGCUUCACCAGAAGAUGUCGUCCAAGCAGAACUCUCUGUCGGCGUCCUGGCUCGAGGACACGGACAUGAGCCGCCACGCUCACGGAGACGGCAUCACAGCCAUCGAGCGCAUCCUCACCAAGGCGGCCACACGCAGCUGCCAAAUCAAGCGCAGCAUCCAGGACGUUUGUGGAAAGGUUUGUCCUCCAGUGCCACCAAAGAAGAAUAGUCCCACAGACAAGAAAACUAUGGACAAAGAAGAAAGACGUCAGAGAGCUCGAGAGAGGCAGCAGAAACUGCUUGCUGAGUUUGCAUCAAGACAGAAGAGUUUCAUGGAAACAGCCAUGGAUGUUGAAUCUCCAGAGACUGAGGCAGCCAUGGAUUUAGGAUCGACUGAAGUGAUGGAGUCUGAGGUUCUGUAUGACUGUGUCAUCUGUGGACAGAGUGGACCCUCCACUGAGGAGAGACCCACAGGCUUAGUGGUUCUCCUCCAGGCGUCUUCAGUUCUUGGACACCGCUGCAAAAGUAAACAACCUAAAAAUUUACCUACAAGUGAUGAAGAGCAUAUAUACUCUGCAGACACAUGCGGCGUUGCUAAUGACGUCAGGCUCACACUGAUGCAGCAGUUCUUCAAAGACAGCUCUUGUCUUCAGUCUUUGUCAAUCGGCUGGGAUGGAGGCGUCUAUGUCCAAACCUGUGGACACACUUUGCAUAUAGAUUGCCAUAAGUCCUACAUGGAGUCUCUGCGGAAUGACCAGGUCCUCCAGGGUUUCUCUGUUGACAAGGGUGAAUUUACAUGCCCACUGUGCCGACAAUUCGCCAAUAGUGUCCUUCCAUGUCGCCCCGGUCGUGGUACAGAAGCCAACACAUGGCGCACACCCACAAACAAAACGACAACUGUACUUGUUAAAGAGGUGGAGGAGCUACAGGAGAAACUUGGUCUCUUUCCAACUGAGUCCAACUUGAGUAAAGAGAUGGAGUUGGUGAUUAAAGACAUCAAGAACACCACGCAGAAAAAAUACAUGGACUAUGGCAAGAACCCAGGUUCCCCUGACAACGACUUCCUCUUCAUGUAUUCAGUGGCGAGGACCAACUUGGAGCUGGAACUGGUGCAUCGAGGAGGAAACUUGUGCUCUGGCGGUGCCAGUGCGGCUGCUAAACGCUCAUGUCUGAAUCAGCUGUUCCACGUGUUGGCCAUGCACAUGCGUCUUUACAGCAUUGAUUCAGCCUACAACCCAUGGACAAAGUUGACUCAGGCUGCGAAAAAUAGGGAGAUGGAUGGCUUUGACGAAGAGCGACCCGAGGUCCCCAUGCUGUUUCGAGAUGUCCCAUCUGUCCUCAUUAUCUUUGUUCUAACUAUGCCUCAACCUCUGCGCAAAGAACAUUUUACCUGUGUGGUCAAGAUGUUGUACAACCUGCAGUUCACUCAGGCUUUGGCUGCAAUUUCAACCAAGCUCAGCUCUGAGGAGAGACAGGCCUGGCUCACUUCUGGAGCACUUCAGAAGAACGCCUCAAAUUCUGAAAAGUCUUUGGACGCGUUGCUCAGUCACGUUAUCAGCGAACUCUCAAAGGACGAGAGCGUUUACAAGGUGAACUCUGAAGAAUCAACAAUGCUGAGCUCCAGUGUGUGGUCCCCACAGUCUAUUGAGUUCAGCAUCCAGCAGUUCUGCCUGCCCUUCCUUCGCCUCUCCUGCCUCCUGCAGCACCACCUUUAUGGAGACACUCUAACUGGCUGUYUGGAUGAAGAGGAGUUUUCAUCCUUGGCUGUGUGUGUGGGGCUGCUGCCCUCAGCCCCUCAGCCUUCCAGUGCCGUGCACAGUGCCUCAUGUCUGGACUGGCCCGUCAGCGCCUUCGACUUGGUGACACAGUGGGUGGCUGAGCUCACAGAGCUAACUCAGAUGCAUCCUGAGCAAUCACUGACCUUGCUGGUCCAGGAUCCUCAGUGGGCAGCCCCUCGCCUUCUCCAGCUACCUGACAACUAUAAUAUCAUCUUCCAGUACUAUCACAGAAAGGCCUGCACUGUCUGCAAAAAAGUGCCAAAAGACCCUGCACUCUGCCUUGUUUGUGGUGCGUUUGUGUGUCUGAAAGGCGUGUGCUGCAAACAGCAGGGAACCUGUGAAUGUGUUUUGCACUCCCAACAUUGUGGCGCAGCUACAGGCAUCUUUCUGCUGAUUAACGCCUCAGUCAUCAUCAUCAUCCGUGGACACCGUUUCUGUCUGUGGGGCUCUGUUUACCUGGACGCUCACGGAGAAGAAGAUCGUGAUUUACGCCGCGGCAAGCCGCUUUUCUUAUGUGAAGAGAGAUAUCGAGUGUUGGAGCAGCAGUGGGUUUCUCACACCUUCGAUCACAUCAAUAAGCGGUGGGGACCUCACUAUAAUGGACUCUGAGAUCUUCCAAAGUUCAUUUAAAAACAAACAACAACAAAAAACACAACCCAAGAUGGAGUCUUUUUUUUAUUAUUAUCAUUGUUAUUAUUGACAUUAUUAUUUUCUCGUGUCCGCCUUGAUCCAAAUAUUUGAGAAGUUUUAACUUAAUAAACUCAAAGAUCCGAUAAGGCUUUGGUUUAUGUGACUUUUGAUGUACAGUCCUGCCUAAAAGAAGUUUUCACGUGAUUUCUUGUGUAGUUUUCAACAGGGAAAAGCACAAUAUAGUGGGUUUGAAGAAGAGAGAGAAAAAAAGCACAACUUUACUCAGUUACUCAAUUGGCUUCACUUGGAACAGGCUUUAAAAGAUGUCAUUUUAAUUUUGGGUUACAGAAACAGAAAUAUAAGUCAACCGUUGAGAGUUCCUGCAGAGUUGUUUACUUUUUUUUUGCACUGUUUCUGAUCAUAUAACAAACAGCAUAUCCCUUUUAUUUAUCAAAUCAUGUUCUGCUGUGCUGGCGUGAGUUUUAAGAUCCUGACGAGGGCGGCAGUGUUUUGUUUUUUUUUUUGUUGUUUUGUUUUGUUGUUUUUUUUGUAAUCUGCACUCGUCGUCUGUCGAAACGUGAUGGUGAGCAAGACCAAGUCGACGCAUGAGAGCUUUCUUUUUGCAAACAACCAAAGACUCUUUCUGGGUCUAGUUGCAAUCCGUUUAAAGUAUGUUUUAGAUAUUUAAAUAAAUGCUGCUGCUCAUUGUUAAAAUAAAUAAUUUUAGUUUGUUUGUGCUUUUUUUCCCCUAAUAUUGUUCUUUGAGUUUACAGUAGAAGGCUGGGAAUGUUAAACUCUAAUGUUUAAGGAAGUUGCCACAUUGCCCCCCACCCUCCCAGACCAUGUAAUCCCACUUUUUUUCUGCUUUACUUGUUUGUCUUUGUUGGGUGUGACAAAGAAACUGAAGUGACAGCUUUGAAACCGCUACAGUACUUCACUUAAAUUAGGAUUCAGCUGAAAUUUGAGCGAAAUGCCACUGCUCACACCUGGUUGCUGCUUCACUGAGCGCCACGCCUGAACAAAAAGGUUACACCAAGUUUGUCGGAGUCUCCUCAAGAUAUGAAAAUCAGUGAAACUAAAGUUUCUUUCCUGUGAGAAGAAAUUACUCUUUACUGUCCUUUCUGGGCUGUAACAAAGAUUUCCUUUUAUGCCUUUUAUCAAGUUCUGAUGACAGUACGGAACAAUGUAUAUCAUUAUUAUUUUACUCAUCUAGUUAUUAUUAGUUGCAUUCCGGCGUUACAGGAUUAUCARACAGAAGUAUCCGUUUUACACUGUGCACGGCAUCCUUCAACUUCAUUUUCUGGUCAUUUUCUUUCUAUUUAGGAGAGAGGAAAUUUCAUUCAGUUGUGCCUGCAAAAAUGGUUCAUAUUUAUUAUGUUUGGAGGGAAUAAGUGUAGUUUUGAAAUGCUGGGCCACAUUGUGCUGCAUUGAGAAAUCAGAGUAACUCAACACUUGAGAACUUCCUUUUGAUUUUGAGCCUCUGUUUUGUUUUUGCUUUUUUCAGUUUACCAGGUUUUUUUUCUGUUUCUUUUCGUUUUUUGUAGUUUCCCACUUUGUAAAUGUUUGCAGCCAAGCAGCCAGUGAGUAACGGGUGUCAGAGAGCUUCUGUGUGUUUUCCUGUGUGAAUGAAGACAGAAUACAGUACAUUACUGUAGGUGCUGACUCAAACUUUGAGUUUGACCAGGGGUUAUGAUGCAAAAUGUAACAUAAGUGAAUAAAACAUAAGCACACUGA